AUGACGCGACGCCUCGCGCCUGGUGUGGAGGCUGAGAGGUAUGUCCACACCACCCAGCUCCCAGUUCAGAGUGACCGGCUCGGCAUGGCGCGGACUCUACUUCUGCUGGCCACUUUUCAGCUUCUGCCCCGGCUGGUGCUCCUUGCAGGUGUCCCUGUGGCCCCAUCCCUGUCUCUGCAGCCCCAGAAGCCUGAGUACCUCCCCGGAGACACUGUGGAGAUGACAUGCACCGCUCCCCCUUCGGUGGCUGGAAUCCAAGGCUUCCAAUUCAACAACGAUAUUGGGAAGUCUAUCUCAGUCACCACGUCUUCCACGAGAAUCGAGAUCUACAACAUGAGCCUCAUGGGAUCUCAGGAUGGGGGGUUGUACUAUUGCAGAUACUGGGUGAUUGAAGCUGAUUCUGUGAUCAAGUCCAACUGGAGCAAUAAGAUCCCCAUCAGAGCGAGAGAUUACCCUCCCUGGCCGGUGCUGACUGUGGAUCCUCCAUUUGGAGUGGUGAGAGACGGGCUCCCGCUGAUUAUCACCUGCACGGCCCCGGACAAUCUUGGAGAACGGCGGUUUCACUUCUAUAAGGACGGAGGCAAUUUCUCCCUUGAGGACAUGGGGCUGGAGGGCAACGCAGCAGAGAUGAGGGCCAGAUCUCGGAAUUUCCGCAUCCCACAGGCUGGUCCCGACAGCACCGGGGAAUUCGCCUGCGCGUACGAAGAGAACAUGAACGGGAGGUGGCUUCUGUCCUUCAAGAGCUUGGCUGUCAAUGUGACCAUGACAGAGCGCAGCAAUUUCUGGGUCGGGCAGCUGGCUUUGUGUGGACUCUUCUUCGCCACGAACGGCCUCCUCUUCCUCCUCUUCCACCUCUACAUGAUGAGGGAAGGUAAUUGCCUCAUUCUGGAGUAG
Molecule: messenger RNA, 894 nt
Organism: Pelodiscus sinensis (Chinese soft-shelled turtle)
Lineage: Eukaryota; Metazoa; Chordata; Testudines; Trionychidae
Source: RefSeq, a predicted model, not a curated record